Molecule: messenger RNA, 3009 nt
Organism: Thalassophryne amazonica
Lineage: Eukaryota; Metazoa; Chordata; Actinopteri; Batrachoidiformes; Batrachoididae
Exons: 7
Coding region: 181-2136 (651 amino acids)
Source: RefSeq, a predicted model, not a curated record
GUAACUAAUCAACUACUCCGCAACCAGGAAAAGAAAAUCAAGUAGAUCAACGUUUGCGCUUAACUUUGUUCUGCUGUGAAGCAGACUUAAUUCCUUACAAGACAAUAAAUCUUCUCAUACUUGAUCUUCUCUUGGCAGACUCAGAACAGCUGCAGGGACACCAGCCGAAGCUGUGCAGUGAUGCCGUUGUUCCAAGGUGCAGGCAAACCUGCAGCGGCUACGGGGGCCAAAAAGAGGAGGACCGGGAGCAGUAGGAACACAGAUGAAGACGGCUGCCCUCUUUCGUUGACACAGCUGUGUCUGCUGAGUGUGGCUGACAACAUGAAGGAUGUGUGGGUGAAAGACUACUCUGAAAAGUACUUGGAUCAUUACACAUUCAGGCACAUCAUGGGGCCGUUCCACUCACUGUCAGGUGAGCUGGUUGAGGAGUUGACACGUCUACUGUGCUCCCGAAAGCAGUUGUCCAGAGCAGCCCUGCAUCUGUUGCUGGUCCCCCAGCUUCGCAGCUUGUCUCUGGGAAGCUGUCCUGGCCUGGUCACCCCACCCAUGUGUGCUCUCAUUGCUUCAAAUUGCCAGGGUCUGUUCAGUCUGGACCUGUCUAGUUCCCAGUUGUCCUUCAAGGUCCUGUCUGACACCCUUUGCCGUCUGCCUGCGCUUCGCUCACUCUCCCUGGCUGGUACCAACUGUGACAGGCAGGUAAUCAGGACCAUUGCCCAAAACUGCACGUUGCUACACCAUCUGGAUGUGUCUCACUGCCACUUCCUUUCCUGUGCUGCGUUACUCCCUCUUGGAGGUGGGGCUUUCUGUUCUUCCUCAGGAAGUCCUUCUAGUUCCAAAGCCACAUCUCCUUGCCCCCUCAGAAGUCUCCUGGCUUUGGAUAUUGGGUUUGAAGAAGAAGAAGGAGACUCCGUGGCAGUUGCUGCUUACCUUCUUCUUUCUUUGCCCCACCUGCAGAGAGUUUCAUUGGCAGGCCUUUUGCAAGCCUGUAACCUCAUUCAACAGAGAGCGUUUGAUCAGACAGACGUUUUUGCUGACAGAGAAGGACUGCCUUGUCUUGAAGAAGUGUGGCUGGAGCGGACCAUGAGGGAAGCCACAGAUACCUUCAGGGGUAAGAUGGAAGGAACAGAGGAAGACACAAACACAUUGUGUGAGGUGAAAGAGAGUGACAGUGAUGAUAAUACAAGAACACAUGAAGGGAAAAGGUGGAGUCAGAAUCCAGAAAGAAGAGGACAAACACAAGAAAGUCUGGGAAGAAGAGUAGUGAUGCAAUCAGACGACAAAAACCUGAUCCUACGUCUACAAGAAGUCAAAAAUUUAACUGAUGCUUAUCUGGACAAUUUAGGUCAAUUGUGCCCACAUAUCACAUCCAUCUCUCUGGACCUCAGUGAUGCUAAGGAUACUGUAAGAAGGAAUCCAGGUCCUCUGUUAUUCACAGGCCUCCAGACCUGGUCAGACCAACUUCGCAGUCUUUCAGUACUCUACCCAGGCCCACUAGUGGAUCUACUCCCUGGUUUGCAAGUUGCAGGCUCCUCUUUGGUCUCUCUCACCCUGGAAGGAAUAAGAACCAGCCCUCACACUCCUCUAUUAGAGGUCAUCCAAGCGUGUUCCAACCUCAGGGAGCUUGUGAUCUCUGCUGAGCCUCCAACUACACCACAGGAAGAAGCAGCAGAUAAUCAGCAAGAUGAUCAAGUUCUUCCAUGCCUGCCAAACCUCUGCACUUUAACACUCAAUUUCUCCUAUGAGCACAACCAAAUGAAGCCUGUCAUGUCCUGGAUGUCCCUGAAGAGGGUGAUCAGGUGUCUUCUGACCGGGUCUUGUUUACUGAAGAGGCUGACCCUGGUCUCACUACCAAGCCCUUUAAACUCAGUUUUACAGGAUGUACUGCACAAAUGUCACUUGGAUUCCUGUCUAAAUUCAAGCCCUGGGGAAAAUUCCAGAUUCUUGCGUCCAGUACCCCUUGGACGACUGCGACACCUUGACCUUUCGCGGACAGAUGUGACCAUAACCACGGUGGGGGUAAUAACACAGCGAUGUAAGAGGCUUGAGUUUUUGGAUUUGAGAUACUGCUGGAGAAUCAAACAGCGAGAGUGGAUGAAGUGUGUGGAGUUCAGUUGUACAAAAAUUGUCUGGCAGUGACACAGACUACACACCAGAAAUGCACUGUUAAAAAAGUAAAAAAUGAGUACAGAAAUAUAAAUGAAUGAAUUUAUAUUUUCUUCAGUUUACUGUUGGUUAUUUAAAUUCUAUUUGAAUGUACAUGGGUAUUUUAAUACCAAAAUUUUGUUGAGUUUCCCAGGAUGCAGAGCUUGCUUUACGUGACCUGACUGCUUCACUACAGUAAAUUUUACUUCAUAUUACUAUCCUACCAUUACAGAUUGUUGUUACAGACAUAUUUUAAACUCGUCUUACUUUAAACAUCCUUAAUUCCUGGAUUUUUACAAGUUGUGUAUUGUAAUCCUCAAAAAUUACUUAAAAAAAUCAACUGUUAUGCUUCUAGUCCACAUAUUAAUGAAUGAACCUGUGCAAUUAAACAUAAGAAUUUAUUUAUUAAUGGUUUUAAAUCUUGCAUUUUGUUAUUGGUUUAAUUGCAUCUGCAAACUGAUGGAGGAAGAUGGAGGUUACACCGUCACCCCGUGAAAUAAUUAAUGCAAAAUAUAUUGGAUUAAGCCAGUAAAUAAAAUUAAUGAAUGAAUAUUGCAACCUCUGUUUUGCUGGUAGAACACUGGUGCUUUCGGUGGUGAUAAUUAAAAGAAUUGUUCUGUACUAUCCUGAUGACGUCACACCUAUUCGACGAUGAAGCCCAAUGUCACUGGGCUCCAAUGUUGCCAGACGCACAACUUAAAAAAAGUGAUUGUGUGUGUGUUAUUAUUGAUGGUCAAAUUUAAUCAAAGUUAAUGCCUUUAUUGUAAAUGUGAUUCGUAAUAUUAAUGCAAAAAGCCAUUUGUGGUGAUUUAAAAAAAAUUGCAAGGCUGCAUAAAUAAUGUGGCACAAUAAAUAUUUUUUCUUGCU